AUGCAGGGAGGAUUAGUGGAGAACGUGUGUACCUUUCUGAGGAGAUUAGUCAACCAACCCAUGUGUAGGCGUACUAGGCCUGUGUUCUCACUUACUGAACAAGAAGGAGCCCCAUCUAUACGGUUUCCCCUUGGAAGACUCGAGGGUGGCAGAGAGAAGGAGCGCGGGGACUCCGAGCGUCGCCAAAGUGCCCGGCACGGCUCCCGCGAGCGCGGAGGGGCAGGUGCCCUUUCCCCGACGUCGCCGCGCCCCCUCCCGGGGCACCCGGCGCCCUUUGAGCCCCCGCCCCUAGCUCGGCGCGGAGGGAGGCGCCUGUGCACCGAGGGCCGCUGCCUGCGCGCGGAGCCCGGCGACGGCGCGCAGACCUGGGCCCGCUUCGCGCGCCCCCCGGUGCCCGAGGCCGCGGGCCUCCUCCACGACACUUUCCCCGACGGCUUCCUCUGGGCUGUGGGCAGCGCCGCCUACCAGACCGAGGGAGGCUGGCGGCAGCACGGCAAGGGCGCGUCCAUCUGGGACACUUUUACUCAUCGGCCCCCCGCGGCCGCCAGCGACCCCAGCGGGGCCGGCCAGCCGUCGGGAGCCCCAUUACCUACCACUGGAGACGUGGCCAGCGAUGGCUACAACAACGUGUUCCGUGACACCGAGGGGCUGCGCGAGCUUGGGGUCACUCACUAUCGCUUCUCCAUCUCGUGGGCGCGUGUGUUCCCCAAUGGCAGCGCGGGCGCCCCCAACCGCGAGGGCCUGCGUUACUACCGGCGCCUGCUGGAGAGGCUGCGGGAGCUGGGCGUUCAGCCCGUGGUCACCCUGUACCACUGGGACCUGCCCCAGCGCCUGCAGGACAUCUAUGGUGGCUGGGCUAACCGUUCCCUGGCUGACCACUUCAGGGAUUAUGCUGAGCUCUGCUUCCGCCACUUUGGCAGCCAAGUCAAAUACUGGAUCACCAUCGACAACCCCUACGUGGUGGCCUGGCACGGCUAUGCCACCGGGCGCCUAGCCCCGGGAAUCCCCGGCAGCCCUCGGCUCGGGUACCUGGUGGCUCACAAUCUUCUUCUGGCUCACGCCAAAAUCUGGCACCUCUACAACACUUCCUUUCGUCCAACUCAGGGAGGCCAAGUGUCCAUUGCCCUAGGUUCCCACUGGAUCAGUCCUCGAAGGAUGACUGACCACAACAUCAAAGAAUGUCAAAAAUCUCUUGACUUUGUCCUUGGCUGGUUUGCCAAGCCCAUAUUUAUUGAUGGUGAUUAUCCUGAUAGCAUGAAGACUAACCUUUCAUCUCUUCUACCCAAUUUCACUGAAUCUGAGAAAAAGUUCAUCAAGGGAACAGCUGACUUCUUUUCACUUUCCUUUGGACCAACCCUGAGUUUUCAACUACUGGAGCCACACAUGAAAUUCCACCAAGUGGAAUCUCCCAGCCUGAGACAACUCCUCUCCUGGAUUGACCUUGAAUAUAAUCAUCCUCAAAUAUUUAUUGUGGAAAAUGGCUGGUUUGUCUCAGGGACCACGAAGAGAGAUGAUGCCAAAUAUAUGUAUUACCUUAAAAAGUUCGUAAUGGAAACCUUAAAAGCCAUCAGGCUGGAUGGAGUUGAUGUCAUUGGGUACACGGCAUGGUCCCUCAUGGAUGGUUUCGAGUGGCACAGAGGCUACAGCAUCCGACGUGGACUCUUCUAUGUAGACUUUUUGAGCCAGGAUAAGAAGUUGUUGCCAAAGUCUUCAGCCUUGUUCUACCAAAAGCUGAUAGAGAGCAAUGGCUUCCCUCCUUUACCUGAAAACCAACCCCUAGAAGGGACAUUUCCCUGUGACUUUGCUUGGGGAGUUGUUGACAACUACAUUCAAGUAGAUACCACUCUGUCGCAGUUUACAGACCCCAACAUUUACCUAUGGGAUGUCCAUCACAGUAAGAGGCUUAUUAAAGUGGAUGGGGUUGUGGCCAAGAAGAGGAAAUCCUACUGUGUCGAUUUUGCUGCCAUCCGGCCCCAGAUCACCCUGCUGCAGGAAAUGCAUGUCACGCAUUUUCACUUCUCCCUGGAUUGGGCUUUAAUCCUCCCCUUGGGUAACCAGUCCCAGGUGAACCACACAGUCCUGGGUUACUACCGCUGCGUGGUCAGUGAGCUGGUGCGUGCCAACAUCACGCCUGUGGUUGCUUUGUGGCAGCCUGCUGCCCCCCACCAAGGCCUGCCACGUCCCCUGGCCAAGCAGGGCGCCUGGGAGAAUCCGCGCACAGCUCUGGCUUUUGCAGAAUACGCCAGACUUUGCUUUGAAGAGCUGGGCCACCGGGUCAAGUUCUGGAUCACGAUGAAUGAGCCAUAUACGCGCAACCUGACUUACCGUGCGGGGCAUCACCUUCUGAAGGCUCAUGCGCUGGCUUGGCGUGCGUAUGAUGAGAAGUUUAGACCUAGUCAGAAAGGUAAAAUAUCCAUAGCCUUGCAGGCUGAUUGGAUAGAACCAGCCUGCCCUUUCUCCCAAAAAGACAAAGAAGUGGCCGAGAGAGUGCUGGAAUUUGACAUUGGCUGGCUGGCUGAGCCCAUUUUCGGCUCUGGGGAUUACCCACGCGUGAUGAGGGACUGGCUGAACCAAAGGAGCAAUUUUCUUCUCCCUUAUUUCACUGAAGAGGAAAAAAAGUUAAUCCAAGGCUCUUUUGACUUUUUAGCUUUGAGUCAUUACACAACCAUCCUUGUAGACUGGGAAAAAGAAGAUCCCUUAAAGUACAAUGACUACUUAGAAGUGCAAGAAAUGACUGACAUCACCUGGCUCAACUCCCCCAACCAGGUGGCAGUGGUGCCAUGGGGGCUGCGCAGAGUGUUGAGCUGGCUGAAGUUGAAGUAUGGAAACCACCCCAUGUAUGUAAUUGCCAACGGGGUCGAUGAUGACCCACGGGAGGAGCAAGACAAGUUGAGGAUGUAUUACCUGCAGAAUUAUGUAAAUGAAGCUCUAAAAGCAUACAUACUGGAUGGUGUCAAUCUAUGUGGAUACUUUGCUUAUUCAUUUAAUGAUCGUUCUGCUCCAAAGUUUGGCUUCUAUCGUUAUGCAGCAAAUCAGUUUGAGCCCAAACCAUCUAUGCAACAUUACAGGAAAAUUAUUGAUAACAAUGGUUUCCUGGGCCCUGAAACUCUGGGAAGGUUUUGUCCAGAAGACUAUAGUAUGUGCACAGAAUGCGGCUUUUUUCACACCCAAAAGUCUUUACUGAUUUUCAUUGCUUUUCUACUUUUUGCUGUAAUUAUUUCCCUUUCCCUUAUAUUUUACUACUCUAAGAAAGACAGAAGAAGUUACAAAUAGUCUGAACAUUUUUCCUACUUGUUUGUUUUGAAAUAAUUAUGUGCACACAUCAGCUGUUAACCAUUUGUACCCUUCAGUGUUAUGACACUAAAUUUCAUACAUUUGGCUUCUAGAAACCCUUUUUGAGGCAUAUGGUGAAGGUUUUAAAGUGGGUAGAGGUUACUGUAAAAUACUAAAAAGGUAAAUAUUGUCUGUGUUUCUUCCUUUCUGUUCAUUAAGAAAAGGACAGGUGCCAUAAUUUCUAUAAUAUUUUUUGAGGAAAUCAUGGAAAAUGGUAACCUUUGUACACAAAUGUGAAUGUCGAGACUAGGCAUACAGAGGAGACCUGAGUUCCAACCUGCCUGACAUAUGAACACCUUGGGUUAUACCUAAAAUUUUAGUUUUAACUUAUAGCCAAAGUCUUGAGUUAUGAGCCAAAUACCAGUUUCUUCUGCUUCCAUAUGGUCUCAGAUAUAGAUUUACCUCUCAAAGAGUUCUAGAAGGAACAGUACAACAUCCUUUCCCGAAUAGGCCUCACUGAGAAAUCCUGGGCUAACGUCUCCCUAGGAAUACUGAGAUCAGGAGUAUACAGGAAAGAGACUUUGAAGGCUGUGUGGAAACCUACAGUGGACACCUUGAGUUACAAGCAGCUCUUGGUAAUAAAUUGAGUUCAUAUGUGCUAAUUUACAAACUUUUAAAAUUUCAUAUUUUCCUUUAAGUGAAAACUGCAAGCAUUAGCCUAAAAGGUUAUAUCCCAGGUAACCAUCUCUCAACUGAUGGCAAUGCUUCUUCCUAAUCAAGUUUCCCAUGAAGAUGAUGGCAGGGUACAAACAGGAGAGAAAACUAAGUGGCCCUAGGCUGGAACAUUCCUUUUAAAAGCUAUAUUUCUGUUGAAUGCUGCUAAUAUUAAUUUAUGUAUCUUGUUAGUGGUUUACUUAACAAUUAUGGAUUCUUUUUUGUAUGAUGUUUUGAAGUACUCUCUAAAUCAUAGAUCCUGGGGGUUUUGUCUUCCUCUGCUUAUAGAGGGGUUUGUGCAUAAAAGAUUCUUACUGAAUGUUUUCCAAAGAAUGAAAUAAAGACAAAAGAAAAGAAAAUGAAAGGAAACAUGAAUCCCAAGAUGAUGGGUUCUUCAGAAAGUGGAAAGCAAUAAUGAAAUGCAGAGUACUGCACUGGCCUGAGGUGGAAGAGAGAAGGAAGAAAUAUUUAUGAUGAGCAACAUUAUGAUUAAUUUGAUUAUACAUCCUUUUUUGAGCAGACCUAAGAGUGAAUGAGAUUAUCUUUCCUGAGAAAAUAAGGAUAAAAUAAUAACUCAUCCUGUGAAGAGUGACACCAUUUUUUUGUUCUUUAGACUAUGCUGUAAAUUUUCUGAAUUGAUAAUUUUAAAACAUGUUCAAAAACAAUCAGGUCUGAUAACACUGGAAAACUUGUUUUUGUGAUCUCUAAGAUCCUUUCUGUAUUUUUGCAUAUGUGGAAGUAGCUUUGAACUAGUUUUACAUUGAAGUUUUACACUGAAACAUGUCACUGAUUUCAAUAGAAAGGGCUAAUUAGGUCUUCUCUUUUAAUGCCCUUUAAAUAAAUCUUGUUGAUUUUUAGACAGAGAAGUCUCUCUAUUACACUGGAGUUGUUUUAUAGGUAAGUCAAUAUUGUAUCAGGGAUGAUAAGCCAAUCAUAAGUCAUAAAUAACCUUGCUGACACAGGGUCAUAGUGUAUAAUAAAAUACUGUACUGUACUACGUAUCAUCUGGAGAGGUGGUAUGAUUUUUUCCAUGAAAGAUGAGCUUUUAGUGAAAUUCUUUAUAAAACUAGACUAAUUAUUAAAGUGAGACACUAAAAAUAUAAUCAUUUA
Octodon degus (degu) is the source of this 5097-nucleotide messenger RNA. RefSeq names its product klotho (gene Kl). Lineage: Eukaryota; Metazoa; Chordata; Mammalia; Rodentia; Octodontidae. Gene Ontology annotation, biological process: carbohydrate metabolic process. The transcript has 7 exons. Gene Ontology annotation, molecular function: hydrolase activity, hydrolyzing O-glycosyl compounds. Bases 1 to 3273 code for a protein of 1090 amino acids. The record is from RefSeq and is a predicted model, not a curated record.